This is a messenger RNA of Hemicordylus capensis (graceful crag lizard), 2756 nucleotides long. It is a transcript of the gene SCP2, whose product is annotated as sterol carrier protein 2. The record is from RefSeq and is a predicted model, not a curated record. Gene Ontology annotation, molecular function: acyltransferase activity, transferring groups other than amino-acyl groups. NCBI's taxonomy places the organism in Eukaryota, Metazoa, Chordata, Lepidosauria, Squamata, Cordylidae. Bases 175 to 1797 code for a protein of 540 amino acids. The transcript is spliced from 16 exons.
GCCUCUGUCGGAUUCUUCUCUGACAGUCAGUGCUUGUGAGACUGUUUUGGUUUGGCUUCUUGCUUUUGGCUCUUGUCGGGGCACUUGUAAUUCGAACGUGUGUCGAUCGCAAGUACAGCGGAAUAACACACCGCCCCGCAGAAUACUCCGCAGCAGCAGCAGCAAGCAGCAUCGAUGGCUCCGACCCUAUUAGGAAGGAAGGUGUUUGUGGUGGGAGUCGGCAUGACCAAGUUUGAAAAACCUCAGACCCGUGAGGAAUUUGAUUAUCCUGACAUGGCAAAGGAAGCAGGUCAAAAGGCUCUUGCUGAUGCAGGUGUUCCUUAUUCGUCUGUGGAACAGGCAUGUGUGGGCUAUGUUUAUGGUGAUUCAACUUGUGGUCAGAGAGCUAUUUAUCACAGUUUGGGACUAACAGGCAUUCCUGUCAUAAAUGUUAACAACAACUGUGCCACUGGAUCUACUGCUUUGUUUAUGGCCAGACAACUAAUACAAGGAGGUUUAGCUAAUUGCGUCCUGGCUCUUGGAUUUGAGAAGAUGGCAAGAGGGUCCCUUUCAGUUAUGUACACGGACAGGAUAUAUCCAAUGGACAAGCAUGUUGAAGUGAUGAUAAACAAGUAUGGCCUAGCAGCAGCUCCAAUAGCUCCGCAGUUCUUUGGACAUGCUGGCAAAGAACACAUGGAGAAAUACGGGACAAAACCAGAACACUUUGCAAAAAUUGCGUGGAAGAAUCAUAAGCAUUCGACUAACAAUCCGAAUUCCCAGUUCCAGAAAGAGUACAGUUUAGAUGAAGUGCUACAAUCACACAAGGUUUUUGACUUCUUGACUCUCUUGCAGUGUUGCCCUACAUCCGAUGGUGCUGCUGCGGCCAUAUUGGCUAGUGAAGAGUUUGUGAGGAAGAAUGGGUUGGAGUCGAAAGCUGUUGAAAUUGUGGCCCAGGAGUUGGUGACUGAUUUUCCGAGCUCAUUCGAAGACGGCAGCUGCAUUAAAGCGGUUGGCUAUGAUAUGACUCAGGAGGCUGCAAAAAGGUGCUUUUCAAAAGCAAAUCUGAAACCUGAAGAUGUGGACGUGAUUGAACUUCAUGACUGUUUUUCAUCUAAUGAAUUACUUACUUACGAAGCUCUGGGACUUUGUCCUGAAGGAAAAGCUGGUGAGCUGGUUGACAGAGGAGACAAUACAUAUGGUGGAAAAUGGGUCAUAAAUCCAAGUGGUGGCUUGAUUUCAAAAGGACACCCACUGGGAGCUACAGGUCUGGCUCAGUGUACUGAACUCUGCUGGCAGCUAAGAGGAGAAGCCGGAAAGAGACAAGUUCCCAGUGCAAAGGUUGCUUUGCAGCAUAACCUGGGCAUUGGUGGUGCUGUAGUAGUAACGCUUUACAAAAUGGGCUUUCCUGAAGCUGCAAGCAAUCGGCAGAUCCAAGCUAUUCCCACCAGUGCCGCUGUUGAUGGGUUUAAGGCACAUCUUGUCUUCAAAGAAAUAGAAAAAAAACUUCAAGAGGAAGGAGAACAGUUUGUCCAGAAGAUCGGUGGUAUUUUUGCCUUCAAAGUAAAAGAUGGCCCUGGGGGUAAAGAAGCAACUUGGGUAGUUGAUGUGAAAAAUGGUAAAGGCUGUGUGGAUGUUAACUCAGAUAAGAAAGCUGACUGCACAAUUACGAUGGCUGAUGCUGAUUUGCUGGCUCUGAUGACUGGCAAGAUGAAUCCACAGACGGCUUUCUUUCAAGGCAAAUUGAAGAUUGCUGGGAACAUGGGCAUGGCUAUGAAGCUACAGAGCCUACAGCUGCAGCCGGGCAAAGCUAAACUUUGAGCCAUUUCUAUUUCAGAAUGCAAUCAAGACUUGAAACUAGGUUUUGGAAAACUAGGCUGGAACUAGAUGUUGGACUUGGCAUGGUAUUGGUUUUCUGAUGUGUGAUCAACUCUAGCUUUCCUAAAGCCUCUGUUUUAAUGGCAAUUUACGUAAUUAUUGCCUUUCAUAAAUCAGUCUAGACUAUUGCAAAGUCAAUAAAAUAUUAGUGGAUUAGGGUAGCCUAGAACUGUUCAUAAUGAUUAAGAUCAGUAUGAUGUAUAACAAAUCCUGAUCUUAGUUCAUUUGAAAUGGUUUUUAAAAAUUCUAAAACAAUAAGUCAAUCCACUGUUAGGAAUCUUAAACAGUAGAAAGGGCAAUGGGGAAAGAGAAUCUCACUUGCUCUGCAACUUGCAAAAACUACUCAGAUUUAUUUUAGGAUAUCUUUCAUAGUGAUUCAAAACAAUAUUCCUUACUUUGGCCAGGAUCCAAGAGUGAUUUUAGGUAGUCCCAAGAAUUUGGACAUGCUGAAUGAGACCAACACACAUCACAAAUUGCUUCUAAAGUUCCCUCUGGUCAUUUGCUAUGUGGCAUGGGAUGCUGCUGUUGAAGAAACGCAAGCCAAAAACUCCUGAGGGUGUGUCAAGCCAGUUCUGCAGCUUUUUGGAUCCUAGCCUUUAUCUAACAGAACUUGCUUGUUUCUAAAUUAAUAGUAUAUAUUGGAAAUCAAAUUGUAUACACUGAUGAAAACUAACAAAGCAAAUUAACUGUAGCGCUUUACCCUUGGACAUAUGCUUAUGAGGGCAAAGGCUGAUACUUUUUAAAUACUUGAUUGGUUUAAUUAUGAUAUAUAGAGUUCUGGAAACUGAUGAUUCUUUAAUAAAUUGUUAUCUAACAUGCUAAUUUUCUAAUUCAUUCUGUUUGGAGGCAAUGUAUUCCGAUUGAAAGUUUCAUAGUAAACUAAACUGCAUCUUCAAUUUCAA